CUCUUCUGCACUUCCAUCGUCGUCGUCGUUUUCGGUGCACUUUUCCUACAGACACGCAACUCUUUCCUCGUUCGGUUUAUUUUUCCCUAUUUUCGAUACUGUUGUUUGUCGCCUAGACUUCUACCCUUUUUCCGAUCUGAACUGUAAUCAAUCUGUUGGAAGAAAAGUAGGCUGUGAUCCGGUGAAUGAUAAAAUUAUACAUAUGUGCAUUAUUAAAUGAAGAAAGAAGCCUUUUCUGCGAUGAUGAGUGCGGUCAUCGUGUUGAAAUUUAUCAUGGAUUCCAAAUCUUCGAUUAAAGGCCCCUUUCUGUCCCAGCAACAAGAAGACUUCCAUCCGUUUAUCGAAGCUCUGUUGCCUUACGUUAAGUCGUUCAGUUACACUUGGUUUAACCUACAGGCAGCGAAACGGCGAUACCUCAAGAAGCACGAGAAAAAGAUGACGCACAACGAGGAGAACAAGUGCAAGCGGGACUUUCAGAAUGAAAAUCCGGAAACGAAGCAAAAAUGGGCCGCCCGUCUGCUGGGGAAACUCCGCAAGGACAUCACCCACGACAGCCGGGAAAAUUUCGUUCACUGCAUCUCGAAGAAGAAAACCUCGAUGUGCAUCCUAUCGAAUCCGGACCAGAAGGGCAAGAUGCGGCGAAUCGAUUGCCUCCGGCAGGCGGAUAAGGUAUGGCGUCUCGAUCUCGUGAUGGUGAUUCUUUUUAAGGCGAUCCCGUUGGAAAGUACCGACGGUGAACGACUGGAGAAGGCCUGCUUCUGCACCAGUCCCAGCCUGUGCAUUAAUCCGUACCAUAUACAAGUAUUAAUUAAGGAAUUGGAUCUCUAUCUGGCCAACUUUAUUAAAUGUUUCAGCGAUGAGGAAAACCAAGGGGAAAAGUCUCACAAUGCUACGAGGAAAUUUUCGAAGGGAAGUAGUAAGGCUUUCUCCUACGACUUCAUCGCACCGACCGGCGUCUUUACCUCGUCCGAGCUGUGGAGCAUCACGCAAGGUGGUAUUCUGGUCGUAAGCGAAAUUUUGAAGUAUCGUUCUAGCGAACAUCUGGACGGACACGACGGGCACGGGCUCAUCUGGAAGAUGGUCGUUCGGUUAGAUUCAAGGACAGCAGAUGAUCUUUCAGAUGAAUUCCAGGACUAUUUUCCUGCUUAG
Messenger RNA from Topomyia yanbarensis, 1149 nucleotides. It is a transcript of the gene NfI, whose product is annotated as nuclear factor 1. The record is from RefSeq and is a predicted model, not a curated record. The transcript is spliced from 8 exons. The coding region runs from base 217 to 1149 and encodes 310 amino acids. Gene Ontology annotation, molecular function: DNA-binding transcription factor activity, RNA polymerase II-specific; RNA polymerase II cis-regulatory region sequence-specific DNA binding. Gene Ontology annotation, cellular component: nucleus. Gene Ontology annotation, biological process: transforming growth factor beta receptor signaling pathway; regulation of transcription by RNA polymerase II. Lineage: Eukaryota; Metazoa; Arthropoda; Insecta; Diptera; Culicidae.